Messenger RNA from Acanthosepion pharaonis, 471 nucleotides. The record is from the annotation of a GenBank genome assembly. NCBI's taxonomy places the organism in Eukaryota, Metazoa, Mollusca, Cephalopoda, Sepiida, Sepiidae.
AUGACUUCUCGUAUAUUAACGUUCUUACUUUCGUUCACGUUUCUUUGUUGCGUUUUACCAUUUUUUCUUUCCUUUCUUAUUCUUCCUACAUAUUUCUUACAUCCUCCUUUUUUCUACUGUUGUAUCAGUUAUUUCUUUCUUUCAUUCCCUUUCUUUCAUCCCUUUGAUUUUCUUUCUUCUUUGCGUUCUAUUUUCAUUCUUUUUACUUCUUUGAUACGUUUGGUGCUUUUUUCGUCCUUUCUUUAUCUAUUUCCUUUUUCAUUCUUCCAUCGUUUGUUCUUUAGUUUUACAUAUUCGUUCUUUUGUUCUGCUAUGACUCCAACCCCACCUAAAACGUUCCACUUCCUUCUCAGCGCCACACGUCUUUUUGUUUUUCCUCAUAUCUAUCUAUCUAUCUAUCUAUCUAUCUAUCUAUCUAUCUAUCUGUCUUAUGUGUCUUUUAUUGCAUUUCCAAUAGGAUAUCUUAUCUGA